GGUCUGUGCUGAAGGACUGAGAUUGGACUUUAGCCCCAGCUAUGGACUCCACAGGAUCAGGCCCAGCAGAAGAGGGAAGAGCCAGCAUGUGGCUGCAAACCAGGCGCCAGGACAUGAUGACAUUUAAGGAUGUGGCUGUGGAAUUCACGAACUGCGAGUGGGAUCUGUUGGACCUUGCACAGAAGGCCAUGUACAGGGAGGUCAUGCUGGAAAACUUCAAGAAUCUGGCCUCCCUGGGGCUUCCAGUGUCCAAACCCUAUGUGAUCUGCCAACUAGAAGAAGGGGAAGAGCCCUGUGUGUUGGAGGGGGAAAUCUCAAAAGGUACGCACUCAGGUGAAGGAUCCUAUAAAUGUGAUAUGGAAUUCAGAGAGACUUCAGGGAGAAGUAUUUGUCAGAAAAUCCAUCCAGUGAAGAAGUCAUGUAAGUGUAAUGAAUGUGGGAAGUCCUUUCAUUUCCAAUCAGAACUUAGGCGCCAUCAGAGAUGUCAUACUGGAGAAAAGCCCUAUGAAUGCAGGGAAUGUGGGAGAGCCUUUGGCCAUAUUUCAUCCCUUAUCAAACACCAGAGAACUCAUACUGGAGAAAAGCCCUAUGAGUGCAGCGAAUGUGGGAGAACCUUCAGCCAGAGUUCAUCUCUUGUUCUACAUUACAGAUUUCACACUGGAGAGAAACCCUACAAAUGUAACGAAUGUGGGAGAGCCUUUGGUCACACUUCAUCCCUUAUUAAGCACCAGAGAACUCAUACUGGAGAGAAGCCUUAUGAAUGCAGGGAGUGUGGGAGAACCUUCAGCCAGAGUUCCUCUCUCAUUGUACAUUAUAGGUUUCAUACUGGAGAGAGACCCUACAAAUGUAAUAAAUGUGGGAGAGCCUUCAGCCAGAGUUCAUCCCUCACUCAACAUUACAGAUUCCAUACUGGAGAGAAGCCCUACAGAUGUAAUGAGUGUGGGAGAGGCUUUGCGCAUACUGCAUCUCUUACUAAACAUCAGAAAAACCAUGCUGGGAAAAAAGGUCUAUGAACUCAGCCAAUGCAGGAAGGCUUCCCGCUGGAGUAGAUAUACUAUUUAAAAGUCAGAGAAUAUAUAUUGAGGAGAGAUCCUGUAUUUAUAAUGUAUGUGGGAAGCCUAGGUUAAAGGAUGUAUCUUCUUUAGCAUUUGAAGGUACAUAAGAGAAGUGCUGUCAAAGUAGAGAUCAACUUUAACUCAUACCUCCUCCCUUACCAAACACUAUUAGUUCAUUUAGUGAGAAGCAAGUGACUGUAAUGAAUGGAAGUUUUAGUUUGAGUACACACAUUAUCCAAUAACUGGUAGUUUAUAUUAGGCAUCAGAGAGUUCAUCCUUCAGGAAAUUUUUGUGGAUUUGGUAAUGUGGGAGAACCCUCUCUGUCAAGCUACUUCCCUUUAUUAACAUCAACGAAAUUAUGCUGCUAGUCAGAACUGUGGCAUUGUAAUUCAUGUGGGGAAACCUUCAUGGAUAUUCCAUCCCUUUGUACAUCAGAGAAUUUGUACUGGAGGGAUUCUUGAAUUUUAACAAAACUGGAACACCUGUUAAUAUCAUUUAGACUGCAACAUUCAAUGAUACUUCACCCCAGAGAGCAACGUUUCUUUUCAGACCUGAAAUUUAUUAAUCUAAGGCAGAAAGGAAACUGAGAAAUCACCUGGGCACCAAAUCACCUAAUUUUCACAAUUGUAUACAUUUGCAAUCGCAGUGUGUUCUUCCUCCCUAUCCUUUUAUUGAUAGAAUGGAGUGGGGGGUGUUCUUGUGUGGAUGAAGAGAAUGAGGCUGGGAAUGAGGCAACAUCAGUGAUUGAGCCCAGCCAUAUUUUAGAGCUAAGGCAACCUAUCUUCAGUUAAGCUCUACUUCCUAACUUGCAGCCUAAUUGGGCUUCUUUCCUGGCUCACAGCUGUAAUUGGGGGAUUGAGAGAACAAGGCCUUCUCUGUAGAAAACCCCAUAAACUUGUUUCCUAAGGGGUAAUGAGUGUUAUGUUUAAGUUUCAGAAGAAAACAAUUCUUACUAGAAUUUUAUGCUACUAGAUUUGGAUUUUUUAAAAUAAAAUGAAAACCUUUUGAACACUAAAGUCAAUAAAAAACUCAAAACCUGAAAACUGUUAUUGUAGAUGGUAUAGCCAGAUGCCAGGGUCACCUAUUGUAUAGUUCCAUUAUAUAAAAUACAAAAAAUGCAAAUCUUCAGAGGCAAAGUAAGUUAGUGGCCUCCUCGGGUUGGGAGUAGCAGCUGUGCUAACAACUGGGAGUGACUGCAAUGUUAGAAGAAUCUUAUUAGGGUUAUAGAAAUGUUCUAAAAGAUGAUUGUGGCAAACUUACUAAAAAUUAUUGUAUUGUGCCCAUAAAUGGGUAAAUUUUAUGGAAUGUAAUUAUAUAUCUAAUCACUUAAAAAUCCAAUAUAGUAAGUGCUCACUUAAUGACUUCAGUUUUUUUCUUUAAUUGAAUUGAACUGAUGUAUA
This is a messenger RNA of Condylura cristata (star-nosed mole), 2455 nucleotides long. RefSeq names its product zinc finger protein 514 (gene ZNF514). Gene Ontology annotation, cellular component: chromosome. Gene Ontology annotation, biological process: regulation of transcription by RNA polymerase II. Gene Ontology annotation, molecular function: chromatin insulator sequence binding. The transcript is spliced from 5 exons. The coding region runs from base 42 to 1013 and encodes 323 amino acids. The record is from RefSeq and is a predicted model, not a curated record. Lineage: Eukaryota; Metazoa; Chordata; Mammalia; Eulipotyphla; Talpidae.